AUGACUGAGUUAAACAAACCAAUUCCUUUAGAACACUUCCACGAGAGGACAAGAAAUAUACCAGCUACUGCUUCCAUCAACUCACAAAAUGAUGUUCAUCGUAUAUCAAAUAACUUUCCACUUGAAGUCGAAACAAAUCCAGAUAUCAAACCAUUAAUGACAAUAAAUCUCCCAAAGAAGAACAAAUAUCGUACCAUAACAACCUUUUGUUGGGCUUUCAGUGCCGGUAUGACUGAUGGUGUUUUUGGUUCAUUAUUACCUUUUAUCGAGGCUUAUUAUGGUAUAAAUUAUGCUAUUGUUUCAUUACUUUGGCUUGGUAACGCGUUAGGUUAUAUAUUGAUUGGAUUUUCUGGUCAUAUUUUGGAUCAAAAGCUAGGAAAAUUUGGUAGUAUCAUGUGUGCUGGUGUUUCUUUACUAUCAAUGUCUGUUUUAUUUUUAACUGGUACUAAAUUCCCAGUAAUGUGUAUUGCUACAUUUCUUGGUGGAAUUGGUACUGCAAUAAACUUGGGCCAAUUUAAUGUCUUUUUACCCCCAUUAGGUGCUAAAUAUGUUGGUUAUCAACACGGUUGUUAUGGUCUUGGUGCUACUGCAGGUCCAUUAUUUGCAACUUUGAUGACUGAUCAUGGUAUUAGAUGGAAUUUCUUUUAUUUUGUUCUAUUAGGUAUUUCAAUCUUUAAUUUGGUCUUGAUUGGAUUAACAUUCCAUGAUUAUGAUCAUGACCUGAAAGAAUAUUCAUUAGAUUCAUCAGAUUCUAAAGCUGGUGAUGAUCCUGAGAAUAAAUCAACAGAACCUACAACACAUGAUUUCAAAUCGGCUCUCAAGAAUUGGAAAGUCUGGUUAGGUAGUGUUUUCAUUUUCUUUUAUCAAGGUUCAGAAGUUGCAAUGGGUGGUUGGGUUGUUACAUUCAUUAUCUCAUAUAGGAAAGGUGCAACCCAUUCAGCUGGGUUCAUAUCAUCAGGUUUUUGGGGUGGUGUAACAUUAGGACGGUUUCUAUUGACAGGUCCAUUAAUUAAGUUUAUCGGUAGUAGAAGAUCUAUAAUUGGAUUAUGCCUCUUGAUUAUAGCUUUUGACAUCUUAACUUGGCUUGUUCCUGAAAAAAUAGCUGCUGCUGUAUUUGCAUCAUUUGCAGGUUUAUUUAUUGGUCCAAUUAUACCAAUGGUUAUAACAUUCUUAGCAAGGAUUUUACCAAGAAAGAUUCGUUUAUGUUCAAUGACUAUUAUAAUGGCGUUUGGAAGUUCAGGUGGUAGUGCAUUGCCAUUUUUGGUGGGUAUGGUUAGUCAAAAAACUGGAACUUAUGUUUUACAUCCAAUAUUUUUGGCCUCAUACGCAAUUAUGUUUGUUGCAUGGAUUCUAUUACCAAACAUUGAUCGUAAAGGUGCUAUCAAUACAUUAUGGCAAAGAAUUUGGUAG
Hansenula ciferrii is the source of this 1410-nucleotide messenger RNA. RefSeq names its product MFS transporter. Gene Ontology annotation, molecular function: transmembrane transporter activity. Gene Ontology annotation, cellular component: membrane. Bases 1 to 1410 code for a protein of 469 amino acids. The record is from RefSeq and is a predicted model, not a curated record. NCBI's taxonomy places the organism in Eukaryota, Fungi, Ascomycota, Saccharomycetes, Phaffomycetales, Wickerhamomycetaceae. The transcript has a single exon. Gene Ontology annotation, biological process: transmembrane transport.